AGUCAGACUUAGAACCCAGGUCUUUCCGACUGCCAGGCCCGGACUCUAUCCACUGAGCCACGACACCAUGAUGAUCAGAAAGGCGUGUGGACGAGGUUGCAUUUGUUUUAACCAAAUGAGGCCUGGGGAUUCGUGAGGUUUGGUGAUUUUCUUUAGCCCCGGCACGUGUUUCUGUAUGGCCCUUCGGGGCUGCCUCUGCCAGGUGCGAAGAAGGGACAAGGAUUCCCUUUCUUCAGAGACCCCUCCUUCCUGAUUGACUGGAAGAAGUAUCACCUCUCUGCCACGCCCAGCUGGGACUCCCGUUUGGAUGGAGACCCUCCGCUUCCGGACAUGAGUUACCGACUGGAGUCUUCCCAGGAGAGCCCAUCUCAGAGUCAAUCAUCAGAUAUCCAGGAGCAGACGCUGUUGCUUUUCCUCUUCUUGGAUUUUCACACUGGAUUCCCAGCUCAGCUGGAGGAGGCCUGGAGGACCCAGGACUUGCUCAGGACCCACCUCGACCUCAUCUUUCUGGACAACCAGCGCCUGGUGCAGGGAACCGUGCAGCGAGCCUUGGACCAGACAUUGAGUCAGCAGCACCAGACUGCCAAGGUCUUCCAGAAAUUUCAGCAGUCGCUGCCGGUAGCCGUGGAGUCCAUCGCCAGAAUCGUGACCAGCAGCACCAGCAGUGGCUUCCGCGCCGGAUGUUUCCAGGCCCUGCAGGCCACAGACACACAGGAGUUUGGAGUUCAGCUGAAAAAGGCAUUUCACCAGACCGUCCAGCGGCGAUUCCUGAACCACCUCCCGGGGGGCCCGAAGCAGCUGAUCCCAGAGAAGAGCAGAGGUCGCAAGACCAAGGAGAAUACAGCUCCAGCUCAGCGGCAGGAAGCACAGUCAGGUGCCCCUAGGCAGGCAGCAACCCGGAGUCCCAAGAGGAGCCGCCGAGGCCAAGGGGAGGCCCAGAUGAAUUCCGGCCACCACAAGGCGACAGGCCCGUUGGCCCCGACCGUCGGGACGGCAGUCGACGCUUCCCGGUCACCGGGCCACAAGGGACACCCCACCGAGCAGGGGGCAAACCCGGGCCUGGGCCACCAGGGCGCCUGGGGCGAGUGGGAGGAAAAGCUGUGGCAACAGGAAGUCUCCAACCUAUCCGACUGGCUCGACGGCGGGCCCUGACCAUCCCUUCCGGGCCUCGGGGAAGGAGCGCGGCUUCCCAUCCCGCCGCCGUCGCCGCGUCGCCUUGGCCGGCUCACCGCCCUCGGCCCCCGUCCCCUCCUUUGUCAAAGGGGGAUUAAAAGCGGGGCCGACGAGGGCGUCCGACCCUUCAUUCCCCCGUAGCUCCGGGAGCGUUUUGGGGCAGCGCCUCCCAAAUCGCCUAAACAGAUACGAUUUCAAAAAGAAAAGUCGGCGGCGAAGCGACGCUGAGGGGUUUUGAGGAAGGGAAGCGGGGAGGGAAAUGGCUCCUCGACCAGCCCACACCGCCGCUUCCCCGCCUUCGGGCCUGCGCCGCCCACUGCGCCUGCGCCGGA
Ornithorhynchus anatinus (platypus) is the source of this 1505-nucleotide messenger RNA. RefSeq names its product type 2 DNA topoisomerase 6 subunit B-like. Bases 331 to 1152 code for a protein of 273 amino acids. The record is from RefSeq and is a predicted model, not a curated record. The transcript has 8 exons. Lineage: Eukaryota; Metazoa; Chordata; Mammalia; Monotremata; Ornithorhynchidae. Gene Ontology annotation, biological process: reciprocal meiotic recombination; meiotic DNA double-strand break formation.